This is a messenger RNA of Saccoglossus kowalevskii, 1722 nucleotides long. Its product is annotated as NXPE family member 3-like. NCBI's taxonomy places the organism in Eukaryota, Metazoa, Hemichordata, Enteropneusta, Harrimaniidae. The record is from RefSeq and is a predicted model, not a curated record.
AUGUCUGCUGUGAAACAAGAAUUAGAAGGAAACGUGCAUGUUAAAACAGACGAUCCUCUGUCGCUCGAACUACAGAAGAUUCAUCCUGAUCCUGACGCAAAUAACAGAACAGUACGAAAUAUACUACCGCCCGACGACCAUGCAAAAACCACCGUAAAACCCACAAGGGCUGCAAUACAUAAACUGUUAGGAAAUGUGAAGGAAGGCGGUGAAGAACUUUUAUUCCCUUACAUUGAGUAUGACAGAUUCGCGAUGGAGUGGGUAAACGUAGUUGAUGAACUUGAAUGGGUGCAUAAAAAUAGUAAUGACAAAAGUAUACACACCUCUAGUUCGCCAUUUGAGUUUGGUAUUGGCACAUUGACACCAACGUCUGCCAACAAGACAAGGCUGAAAAUUCAGGGGGACAAAAAUAAAUUAGUCAAAGGUAGCUAUAUUUCUGUUUUAAUCGAAACUCGCGAUGACAAUGAUCGUAAAAGAAUUCGGGGAGGUGACUUCUUUACGGCUGUUAUGACUAAUACCGCACUGAAGAAAAGCACAGCCGGGAGAAUCAAAGACUAUGGCAACGGAACAUAUGCAGUGUAUUUCUAUGCAGCCUGGUCUGGACAAGCACAUGUUACAAUUAAACUCUCGUACACUAGAGAAGCCAUUAACUACCUUAAGGACACAAUGAAAACAAAAGAGGGACUGAUGGGAUUUGAUGCUAAUUUCACCAAUGGCAAAAUUUCGGAGUCGAGUCGCUGUUCACUCAUCAACGAAGGAGUGUGGCACAAUAUGUGUGAAUAUACUAAUGCUAACUCCUUAGGUAAAACGGUACUUCUUUGUAUCAAACCAUUACGUCUUGAGUGCAGCGAUCUAUAUUCCAUGUGGACGGGUGUUGGAAAUAUGAAUAACGACAUUAAGAAGGAGGGCAUACAAAGCACAUACCUUUUUGACGGACAAUAUAACACUGUGCAAUUGAAGCAAUCACCAUUAGUAAUAAAUAUAUUGGAUCAUCCAACACCCGUUCCUCCUCCAAAAUUGCUGCCUUGUGGUCCUGAUGUACCUAGGCCUUUAUCUGACGGAUACUGGGACAACAAUGUUACAUUCGUUCCUCUUGUUUGUCAAAGUAAACAGUGGUCAAAAGAAGAGUUCAACAAAUGCAUGUUUAAUAAGCAAGUCACUGGUAUCGGCGAUUCAACGCUUCGUCAAUUCUUUUCAUUCGCAGAUACCUUCGGAUUUAACAUAUCAGACUUCCACGUGUUGGCUUUACGUAUUGCCGGGGAAAUUGUCAGCAUAUGGAAACCCAUGUUUGCUGCUGAUCUCAUUGAUAAUAUUACCCAGAAGCAAUGCGAUACAAAAACACAAGUGGUGAUUUUGAAUUUCAGUUUCCACUACGGUAGGUGGUCCAUCCGCUCAUACGUUGAGCGUGUGUUUAGAGCAAAGCUGGCGAGUGAAAGAUUACUACAACGAUGUCCAAAUUCUAAAGUAAUAAUCAAACUUGCGCAUGCGCGUGACAACAAUUGGAGGGGCCAGAACAUCCACAGUAAUAACUGGCUGUAUUAUGACAUGAAUAGAAUUAUCAGACGAGUCUUUGGUGGAAUCGGUGUAGUGUUUCUUGAUGUGUGGGAUAUGGUUGAUUCGUCCUUCGACGAGAACCAGGUUCAUAUGUCGACUGUUGUAAUGAGGCAGGAACUAUAUCUCUUGCUCUCGUAUAUUUGUCCGGAAAUGGCAAGUUUGAAAUAA